AUGCCCACCUUCAAAGCCCGGAUCAUCAGCUGGCUCAUCUGGUUCUGGUUCAAGAGUACAUGGUCAUCCGCCGAGGGCAUCAACAACCGCAUCGCCAAGGAGCGCCUUCGCCCCGAGAAACCGCCCCCGAAACAUCUCUACAAGGAGUUCGCCGUGGAAGAAUACAAGAGAAAAGGCUACAUCGCCAAUUACACCGUCUACAUCGUCUCUCCAAAAACAGAGACUCCCACCCGAGGCCGUAUUCUCUAUCUCCACGGCGGCGGCUUUGUCUUUGACAUCACCCCGCAGCAUUGGGAGCUCGUGGCGCAACUUGCACGACGACUUAAUGCUGCCAUCUAUGUGCCCAUUUACCCUCUGGGGCCGGAGACGCCCCUGAUGAGGAUGUACGAGUUCGUUCAGCCCCUCUACGACGAGCUGGCGGGGGCUCCAGACCGGUCACCUUUCUGGGUUAUGGGCGAUUCGGCUGGAGGGACCAUGUCUCUUGUCCUCACGCAGAAUGCAAAACUGGCUGGCCGUCAGAUUGCGCAGCGCAUCGUGGCCAUCACGCCUUGCACGGACUCCAGCCUCGCAAACCCCGACCUGCACGCUGCAGCGCCCAAGGACCCGUGGCUCGACGUCCCCGGCAUAGCUGAAAUCACACGGCUCAUCUGCCCCGAGAUGGACACCAAGCAUCCCGACGUGAGCCCCAUCUACGGCGACUUGAGGCUGCCCCCGAUGCUUGUCUUCGCAGCAGGGCUGGAUCUCCUGACGCCGGACACCAGGAAGAUGGUUGACAUAGCCAGGAAAGAAGGCACAAGGGUCGAGCUGGUGUACGGAGAGGGCAUGGUUCACGUGUGGCCGCUUCUCCCCAUGUGGGAGGGAAGGCAGGCUGUCGAUAAGAUGGUUGAAUGGUUGGGAAUCGAUUAA
Molecule: messenger RNA, 906 nt
Organism: Fusarium sp. VM40
Lineage: Eukaryota; Fungi; Ascomycota; Sordariomycetes; Hypocreales; Nectriaceae
Source: the annotation of a GenBank genome assembly